GUUUCCAGACUCCCCAACCAACACCCAAGGGGAGAUCUCCAAUAAGACUCCUCGCCCAACACUCAAGGGGGAGGAGAAAAAAAAAAUGUCAGGAAAGAUAAUUAUAUCUGUUAUUUCUCUUAUUCUUGUUGUAGGUGUUGCCAUCGGUGUUGUUGUUACUGUUCACAAAAAAGGUGAAGAUCCUGAGAUUCAAACUCACCAUAGAUUUCUUAGAGUUAUUUGCCAAAAUGCAGAAGACCAAAAACUCUGCCAUGAAACUCUUAGCUCUAUCCGUGGCGCCGACGCUUCAGAUCCUAAGACAUACAUAGCGGCUGCAGUGAAAGCAGCUACUGACAAUGUCAUUAAGGCAUUUAACAUGAGUGAUAGACUCAUUGUUGAGUACGGCGACAAGGAUAGGCACACCAAGAUGGUUCUUGCUGGCUGCAAAGAGAUGAUGGAGUUUGCUUUGGACAGUCUUGAUCUCUCCACCACUGUGGUUCGUGACAAAAACAUUCUAUCUGUUCAUGCUCAACAUGCUGAUCUCAGGAAUUGGUUGAGUGCAGUUAUCUCUUACAAACAAGCUUGCAUGGAAGGAUUUGACGAUGAAAAUGAGGUUGAGAAGAAGAUUAAGGAUCAAAUGCAUGCUCAGACUAUAGACCGCGCGACAAAGGUCACCGUUGUUGCUCUUGACAUUGUGUCUGAUUUGUCCAACAUACUCCAGGAAUUCGGUUUGAAGUUAGAUCUCAAACCUGCCUCUCGUCGUCUUCUAUCUGAGGAAAUCCAUAACGAGCAAGGAUUCCCUGCAUGGGUCUCUGCUACCGAUCGCAAGCUUUUGGCUAAAAUGCAAGGAAAAGGAUGGAGAUCAAAAGUUAAGCCUAAUGUUGUUGUUGCCAAGGAUGGUACUGGCCAAUUUAAAACAAUUAUGGAUGCUAUUAAUUCUUACCCUAAAGGAAACAAAGGAAGAUAUAUUAUCUACGUUAAGGCUGGUGUCUAUGACGAGCAAAUCACUGUCCUCAAAGAUUGCCGUAACUUGCUUAUGUACGGCGAUGGCCCUCGAAAGACCAUUAUAACCGGUAGUAAGAACGAAGCCAAGGAUAAAAUUGAUAUCAAUCAUGGCGCCAGCUUUGGCAACGAUGCAGAGCGAUUUAUUGCAAGGGACAUGACAUUUGAGAACACAGCCGGUCCUGAUGGCAAACAAGCUGUUGCUUUGAGAAACCUAGGAGAUAUGUCUGCUUUCGUUGGUUGCGAAAUCAAAGGUUACCAAGACACCUUGUACGCUCAAUCCAAUAGGCAAUUCUACAGCAACUGUGUUAUCUCUGGUACCAUCGAUUUCAUCUUUGGAAUGUCUAGCACCUUGAUCCAAGACUCUAAAAUCAUCGUAAGGAAGCCCAAGAGCGAUCAAUCCAACGUAAUUACCGCAGAUGGAACCGUAGAUUCUCAGUAUACGAACACUGGUAUUGUGAUCCAGGGCUGCGAGAUCGUCACAGAUGAAGAUUUGGUAAAGUCCCAAAUCAGAUCUUACUUGGGCAGGCCAUGGAAGCCAUAUUCAAGGAUGGUCUUCAUGGAAUCCACCAUCGGUGACUUUAUUCAUCCAGAUGGAUGGACCCCUUGGAUAAAGGAUGGUAUUGAGAUAAAUAUGGAUUUAUGUUACAUAGCAGAGUAUGCCAACACUGGACCCAGUGGCAACAUAGGACCUGGUGCCGAUGUUUCCAAAAGGAUCAAGUGGAAGGGUUAUCGCGGUCUCAUUAGCCGGGAUGAGGCUGAAAGAUUCACCGCUGCUAAUUGGCUCAAGGCUGAAAACACAUCCGCAGCCACCUGGUUGAAGGCUCUUCAUGUUCCUAACUACCUUAACUUCAAAGUUAGAUCUUAAUUAAAUAUGUAACUUACUCAUGAAUAUGAAUGAUGGCACACAGACAAUUCGAUAUUUUUUUGUAAUUAUCUUUCCUGUUUUUAUCUAGGAAAUCCACCAUAAAUACAAAUCAAAUUUUGCUCCGACUAAACUAUAUUAUAAGCUUCAAUUUUCAUUUUUGUUUUGAUUUUUUUUACUGAUCAAUCAUAUAUCAAAUCCAUAUUUAACUAUAGAAACAAUCAAUUGCAAAAGAAUAAUUGACCAUUCAAAAAAAA
Trifolium pratense (red clover) is the source of this 2103-nucleotide messenger RNA. Its product is annotated as pectinesterase-like. The coding region runs from base 86 to 1849 and encodes 587 amino acids. The transcript is spliced from 2 exons. Gene Ontology annotation, biological process: cell wall modification. The record is from RefSeq and is a predicted model, not a curated record. Lineage: Eukaryota; Viridiplantae; Streptophyta; Magnoliopsida; Fabales; Fabaceae. Gene Ontology annotation, molecular function: pectinesterase activity; pectinesterase inhibitor activity.